UCUGAUGGCCAUGGCAGAGGAAGAGUUCUAGAGAGAGAGAGAGAGAGAGAGAGAGAGAAACGUUUUCGAAGAAUUCGCUUACAUAACCAGAGCCAACAGAUCCCACGGGAGUGGAACAGUGGCCUACGUCGGUUAUACUCUCGCUUGCCAUUUUUCCUUUUUAGGGGUCUAAGGAGGUUCUCGCUCUGUGUAUUCCUCCUUUACUUUUCUCUCUCUCAAGCUCGUUUUACAGUCCUUUUUUUCUUUUCUUUCUGGGAAAGCUUUUUUUGGGGUGAUCGGAGUUGGUUCUGAUUGAAAUUUGGGAGAUUGAGUUCUUCCUAUUGAGUGAUCUGGGUCUGAGGGGAGGUGAAGAGUUGGAGAGAAAUGGAGGAAUCUCUUCUGUGCCAGUGGAGCGUGAUUAGAUCUCUUUUGGCAAUUCUUCAAUGGUGGAGUUUCAAUGUCACAGUGAUUGUAAUGAACAAGUGGAUCUUCCAGAAACUUGAUUUUAAGUUUCCUCUUACCGUAUCAUGUAUUCAUUUCAUUUGCUCUUCAAUUGGAGCUUUCCUGGUUAUUAAAGUUUUGAAGCUUAAACCAUUGAUAACGGUUGACCCUGAAGAUCGCUGGAGAAGGAUAUUUCCAAUGUCAUUUGUGUUCUGCAUUAACAUAGUAUUGGGGAAUGUCAGCUUACGCUACAUACCAGUUUCCUUUAUGCAAACAAUAAAGUCGUUUACUCCUGCAACUACAGUUGUUUUACAGUGGCUGGUUUGGAAAAAGUACUUUGAUUGGCGUAUAUGGGCUUCUUUAAUACCCAUUGUUGGAGGGAUUCUUCUUACUUCUGUUACAGAGCUUAGUUUUAACAUGUUUGGAUUUUGUGCCGCCUUAUUUGGCUGUUUGGCUACCUCCACGAAGACUAUCCUGGCAGAGUCUCUCUUACAUGGAUACAAGUUCGACAGCAUAAAUACAGUGUACUACAUGGCCCCUUAUGCAACCAUGAUUUUGGCUGUACCUGCAAUGCUACUUGAAGGUAAUGGGGUUCUGGAAUGGCUUCACACCACUCAGUCUCUUGGUUCGUCACUUGUUAUCAUUUUCAGCUCCGGGGUGUUGGCGUUCUGUCUCAACUUCUCCAUUUUUUAUGUCAUUCACUCCACAACUGCUGUCACAUUCAAUGUGGCCGGAAACCUUAAGGUUGCGGUUGCUGUCCUAGUUUCAUGGAUGAUUUUCCGCAACCCAAUCUCAGGUUUGAAUGCUGUUGGUUGCGCAAUUACACUUGUAGGGUGUACAUUCUACGGCUAUGUGAGGCACAUGCUUGCGCAACAGCCACCAGGAACACCGCGAACACCCCGAACACCUCGUACUCCCCGAGCCCGUAUGGAACUGCUUCCUCUUGUAAAUGAUAAAUUAGAUGAUAAAGUCUAAUGGUUUCAAGUCAUGCAUGAGAUGAGGCUCAUGGCAGUUUGAUAAGGGUUAAUAGGAAGAGAGUACAAAAGAAAUUAAAAUGAAAAAACUCACAGCUCUUUGUUGUGUAAACUUGCUUUAGAUUAACUUAAAUUUUUUACAUGUGUUUUCCCCUACUGGGAAUAUCUUCAAAUUCUUGUUUUGUAUUCAUUUUCCCAUGUUUUAUUCGCUAUAUUAUUAGUACUUUGAUUUUGAGACAA
Humulus lupulus (European hop) is the source of this 1634-nucleotide messenger RNA. Its product is annotated as UDP-galactose transporter 1. Lineage: Eukaryota; Viridiplantae; Streptophyta; Magnoliopsida; Rosales; Cannabaceae. The record is from RefSeq and is a predicted model, not a curated record. Gene Ontology annotation, cellular component: Golgi apparatus. The transcript has 5 exons. The coding region runs from base 364 to 1395 and encodes 343 amino acids. Gene Ontology annotation, molecular function: antiporter activity.